Messenger RNA from Fonsecaea multimorphosa CBS 102226, 1608 nucleotides. RefSeq lists its product as uncharacterized. Gene Ontology annotation, molecular function: carbohydrate:proton symporter activity. The transcript has 5 exons. The record is from RefSeq and is a predicted model, not a curated record. Gene Ontology annotation, cellular component: membrane. NCBI's taxonomy places the organism in Eukaryota, Fungi, Ascomycota, Eurotiomycetes, Chaetothyriales, Herpotrichiellaceae. The coding region runs from base 1 to 1608 and encodes 535 amino acids. Gene Ontology annotation, biological process: transmembrane transport; carbohydrate transport.
AUGCCAAAGUCUGAGAGUGCUGUCAUUCGGGGGGAGGAGAUCGACUAUGAAGACCACCUAGCACGCCUUGCCAACCACGAAGAUCGUUCGCACAGCCGCCUCCAAGCAAUCCGCAAGAACCCCUGGGCAUUCGCCUGGUGCCUGUACGCUGUGUGGACGAUCCUGGUCGUCGCCGUCGAAGACCAGGCCUCGUACAAUGUGCUGAGCAUUCCGCAGUUCAGGAAGGACUUUGGCUCGUCCUUCGCGGGCAACUAUGUCCUCGCGGCCUCGUGGCAGUCGGCUUUCAGCGGCGCGCCAAUUGCAACUCGAGUUAUCGGAGCGUUGGCUACGGGUCAAAUAGCCGACUACAUCGGCCGUCGCAACACCCUCAUCCUCGCCCUCGCCCUUUCCUUGGCUUCGGUGACCAUGGAAUUUGUGGCCACAAGCAAAGCGCUUUUCUUGACCGGGAAGCUGUUAAAUGGAUUGGCCGUCGCCUCGAUCGAGUCUAAGGCACAGAUUGCACCUCUGGCUCUCCGCGGUCUAUCUACCGUCCUGAUGGCCUUCUCGGCCGGAGCCGGUUCCUUGACUGUGGCCCUCAUCAUCAACGGUACAGGGUCCUAUACCAGUAGGUGGGCCUACAGGGCGGUCUUCUGUAGCCAGUUCGGCUUCGCUGGCAUUGCCGCUGCUUUCGUCUGGUUUAUGCCCGAGUCGCCGUGGUGGCUUUUGAGCAAGGGCCAAGAAGACAAAGCAUUGAAAUCACUGCGCCGCCUCGGCUAUUCCAAGUCGGAUGGGGAAGAUGCGAAACGUCUCGCGAGCAUCCGAGUCACGCUGGAGGAAAUCCGCAGCGAGACCGAGGGGGUCACUUACUUUGAGUUGUUCCGCAAGUCGAACCUCCGCAGGACAAUCGUGGCCAUUGCGCCUCUCUCGGUAGAGAUUUUCGUCGGCGCCAUCUUCACGGGCCUGUAUUCGACCUACUACGCUCAGUUGGCGGGCUACAGCACAGACAUGUCCUUCCGACUCCUCGUCACGCAGCAGGUUCUGGCAAUGGUGGGCAGUGUCAUGGCGUGUUACCUAGUCGAAAGGGUCGGACGCCGCAACUUGACAGUCUACGGCACUCUGGCUCUGACGAUCCUGCUCUGGAUCAUGGGAGGGUUGGCCGUCGGGGGCAGCCGCAAUGAGCUGAGAGGCGCAAUCGCAAUGGUGCAGCUCUACUCGUGGUUGUACAGCCUCACCAUCGGGUCGACGGCGUACACCUUCCUGACCGAAGUGGCCACGGCGCGGCUGCGAGUCAAGACCAUGGCCGUCGGCCUCGCGACACAGAGCUGCUUCGGGCUCAUCUGGAGCUUCGUGCUGCCCUACCUCUUCAACCCGGACGAGGCGAACCUGGGCGGGAAAGUAGGCUUUAUCUUUGGCGGCUUCUCCAUCCCUUGCUUCGUUCUCCUCUGGUGGUACCAGCCCGAGACGGCGCGGCGGUCUUACGAGGAACUCGACGAGAUGUUCGUUAAGAAGAUCCCCGCGCGCCACUUCAAGACGUACAAGACCGAGGUGGAGAUGAAAGCGGAAGCGUUGUCGAGGAGGGAAGAGGAGGCGCCUCCGAAGGAGGAGCAGCAGCAGCAGCAUGUCCAAUAA